UUUCCCUUCUUUCUCAUUGUUGGUUGUACUCUGUUUCCUCGUGACAUUUGGCUACGUUAGAUCGCCGAUUCAUCACUGAGGCACCUCUUUGGUGUGGAAUCUCGCUGUGAGCUUUGUCUUUACAUGAUGAGCUGCAACUCGAACUCGAAUCUGCAGGACCACUUUUGUCUGUACGAUACUUAUCGCACCUCGCUUAUUUUAUGUAUUUGUGUUUCCGAUCAUUAUGUCUCCUACUCGCCUCUAGAUGACGAGUCAGGUUCUUUUAUCACUCUGCCUUCCUGUACAUAUGUUUCAUCUGGUUCUGCAUCGAGAUCAGGUGAGAUGAUCAGGGCGUUCGACGGACAUGUUGCACGGGUAUCAUGUUUCUGGCGUUUCUGGCAGGUUUGGGCUAACAUGCAGCUAGUCGGUCAUCAAGUUCAUUCUAGGCUGCACCAUUCUCACCAUCGUGGUAUAUCCAGGUUUAAACCGGUGGAGAUCAGCAUAUGCUACAGCACCGAACAAUCUUCUCUCUCGACGUGGUGUGAUCCUGGCAAUGCCACCCGGCAUCUGCAUUCCUGGCGCCAACUGCCAAGAUCUUCGCAGCUCUUUGUGCGCUUCUGAUGUCUGCGGGCUUGUCUUUGGUCACGUCACUUGUUGAGAAUGAUCGAUGCUGUCCGUUCACUUGGCCUAAACGCUGAUGUGUCUAUGGUCCAUCUUCGCGGGGACAUUUGGCA
This is a messenger RNA of Aspergillus saccharolyticus JOP 1030-1, 713 nucleotides long. RefSeq lists its product as uncharacterized. The transcript has a single exon. Bases 124 to 600 code for a protein of 158 amino acids. Lineage: Eukaryota; Fungi; Ascomycota; Eurotiomycetes; Eurotiales; Aspergillaceae. The record is from RefSeq and is a predicted model, not a curated record.